GAUACACACAGAUAGAUACACACACACAGAUAGAUACACACACAUACACAGACAGAUACACACACACAGACAGAUACACACACACACACACACACAGUGACACUCACAGCUCCAGGGAUGUCGGUCAACGUGGAGAAACUAACCGAGGAGCUGGAUACCUUCGGCUUGGUUAUUGAUGGAGACAGUAUGAAAGAGAAACUGGUGGAGUUAUGCAUCACGUAUCGCUUGAAGGAGGGUGAGAUUGUCGAUGAAUGGUUUGCAUUCAGCCAGACUCGACACGUUUCGCUGACUAGGGAAAAUCUGGACAUCUUUGAGCAUGAGAAACUUAGCAGGAGGCCAGCGAAGGCAUGCCCAGCAACAAAGAAACCUCACCAUCGAGCACCUAUACAGAAUCUGAACACUCUGGAAGACCUCGUUCAGGCAGAGGAGGAGGAGGCAAACCUUCUGGAUUCAUACUCCACACCAGGAAGGGUACGUUCCUCUUGCUCUCUCUGA
Molecule: messenger RNA, 495 nt
Organism: Amblyraja radiata (thorny skate)
Lineage: Eukaryota; Metazoa; Chordata; Chondrichthyes; Rajiformes; Rajidae
Gene: pola2
Product: polymerase (DNA directed), alpha 2
Exons: 4
Coding region: 118-495 (125 amino acids)
Biological process (GO): DNA replication initiation
Cellular component (GO): alpha DNA polymerase:primase complex
Source: RefSeq, a predicted model, not a curated record